Messenger RNA from Didymodactylos carnosus, 496 nucleotides. NCBI's taxonomy places the organism in Eukaryota, Metazoa, Rotifera, Eurotatoria, Philodinida, Philodinidae. The record is from the annotation of a GenBank genome assembly.
AUGCAGCGCGAGGUGAGUAUAAAACUGUUUUUUCUAUAAAAACAAACAUGGUUUUUUCUGUUCUUACAGAAAGACAAAUCGCACUCAACGGUCUCUCCACAUCAAACCCUACUACUGACUACUCAAUAGCCUGAUUGUUUUAUUACUUCAUUUUCUCUUUUCAUUUUUUCUACUGACUGCUUUUCUAGUUCGACAUAAAUAAACUUCCAAUUAUGAUUAAAAGCAUAAAACAUAUAACACAUAAGGAACUCAUGACACAUCAAUCAAACAUAGAGCGAGGACAGUAAAAAGAAAAAAGAUAUAGAAAAAUAGGAACAUUUUUAGUAGCAGAGCCCCUGGUGUCAUAGGAAUGAUGAUUGCGAUUAGAACACAACUCACGAGGAAUGAUCCCCAACUGAUAAAUCGCUUUUUCAACGAAACCGACUGGACUAUAGGUAGUCGACGAUGCUGAUUCCGAAUACCACCAUGAAUGCUGCCGCUAGGCCUUCAAAGACCG